AUGGGACAAGAGGGAACUCGAAUCUCCACCCUUAAGUCACAUCAAGAAGGAGAAGCGCUCAAACCAUGCCUCUCAAAAGCUCCAUACACCCAGCAGCUGCAGUUAAAGAAGAAGGGAGAGGAUAACCAAUUCUCAAGAUUCUUGGAAAUCUUCAAGAAACUACAAAUCAACAUACCCUUUGCUGAAGCAAUAGAGCAAAUACAACUUUACGCCAAGUUCUUGAAGGAAUUGAUAACAAAGAAGAGAAGUUGGAAGAACAAUGAGACUAUGGUACUCACCGAAGAAUGCAGUGCCAUCAUCCAACACAAAUUGCCCCAGAAAUUGAAGGAUCCUGGGAGCUUCCAAAUCCCUUGUAUCAUAGGGGAAAUCACAGUGGAAAAGGAUUUAUGCAAUCUAGGAGCUAGCAAAAAUCUGAUGUCCUUAGCAAUGAUGAAAAAAAGGAAGAUUGAGGUAGCUAAACCAAUAAGAAUGGCCCUGCAACUAGCAGACAGAUCAUUUAAGUUUCCCCACAGAAUAGUAGAAGACUUGUUGGUGAAGGUGGGAGACUUCAUCUUUCCAGCAGAUUUCGUAGUAUUAGACAUGGAGGAAGGAGCUAAGACUUCCAUCAUCCUGGGAAGGCUAUUCUUGGCCAUUACCGGAGCCAUCGUUGAUGUCCAAAAAGGUGAACUUGUCCUUAGAUUACAUGAGGAGAAAAUGAUAUUCAAUGUGUUUAAGGCCAUGAGUUACCCACACAACUCAUUGGGAGAAUGUAUGAGGUUGGACUCGGUGGAGGCUUUGGUGCAAGAAACACUUGAAGAAGAACUUGAGGAGUUAACAGAAGAAGAAGAAUUAGCAUCAAGCAAAGAGGCUGCAGCCGCUGAAAUGCAUGUUCCAAGCACACUAUAA
Molecule: messenger RNA, 885 nt
Organism: Arachis stenosperma
Lineage: Eukaryota; Viridiplantae; Streptophyta; Magnoliopsida; Fabales; Fabaceae
Exons: 1
Coding region: 1-885 (294 amino acids)
Source: RefSeq, a predicted model, not a curated record